Messenger RNA from Kwoniella botswanensis, 1620 nucleotides. RefSeq lists its product as uncharacterized. The coding region runs from base 1 to 1620 and encodes 539 amino acids. The transcript is spliced from 4 exons. NCBI's taxonomy places the organism in Eukaryota, Fungi, Basidiomycota, Tremellomycetes, Tremellales, Cryptococcaceae. Gene Ontology annotation, biological process: positive regulation of gene expression. The record is from RefSeq and is a predicted model, not a curated record.
AUGACCAACGAUAAACCUGCUGGGGGAUACGACCCUACCCCCCUUCCACCAUCCAACGGACCCACUUACAUAGUGAAAAUUACAUUCCAUUCAGCGACCAACCUCCCCGUUGCAGAUUUCGGCUCGGGUUCAGCAGAUCCGUUCAUCCUCGCACAAGUUAAGACUUCUCAUAAGACUCGUCAUUCUCAUGAUCCAUAUUUACGUUGGCGAUCAAAGACCAUACGUAAAUCCCUUGAACCGUCUUGGGAAAGUUCAUGGGUUAUAGCGGGAGUUCCAGCAGAUGGAUUAGACCUUUCCGCAAGGAUAUAUGAUGAAGAUCCUUCAGAUCAUGAUGAUAGAUUGGGAAAAGUUGAAUUGCAUACUGGUAAUAUAGAUGAGGGGUGGAAAGGGAUCCAAAAACAAGAAUACAAAGUGAAGAAGACCGGUGCGGACCUUAGAGCUUAUACUGCCAGAUGGGUAUGUACUGUCGUUGGAAAGAAGGAGUUACACGCUAGAUUAACGCUCAGUAUUGAAGUUUUGGGGAAAACAAGGAAAGAGGAUGAUGUAGGGAAAGCAUAUACGAUAAGUAAUUUUUGGUGGAUACAUUAUAGUCCACUUAUUGGACGGCUGGCGGGAGUGAAAGGGAAGAAUGAUAAAGGUGUCGAGAAAUAUAACUUCCAAGCAAACCAACUUCAGCUUACCGGCCCAGUACCGAACGAGCUCUACCACAGAUAUGUGGAAUUCAAAACUUUCGUUGGAGGGAUGUUCGAAGCGACCGGUCUGAGAGGAAGAUUAUUGAAUAAAGCGUUACAUCAUCAACAUGAGAGGAUAUACAAUUUCGAUAGACAGACGAAGUACGGUGAAGAUCAAGAUAGUACGCAGAAGGAAUUGACGUUGAAAUUCUUGGAAAUGUGUCAUUAUGAUCAAGGUGGUCGGAUAUUCACCUACGUCCUUACGCUAGAUGGACUGUUGAGGUUCACAGAGACGGGAAAGGAAUUUGGAAUUGAUUUGUUGAGUAAACAUACGAUGCAUUCGGAUGUCAAUCGAUAUAUCGCCUGGUCAGGUGAAUUCCUAAUUCGUCGUCUCGCCCAUCCUGACCAAUCUUCCACUGCCACCCAUCCACCUGACCCUGUAUCUGGUGGUCCACCAGAAGAUGAUCCUCCGAAAGAUCCGUCCAGGUACGAACUCAUCAUCGAUAAUGAUAGUGGAACUUAUCGUCCCGAUAAAAAACUUAUACCAGUCUUGACCGAUUUUCUGAAGAAGAAUUUCGUAGGGAUGAGAGUCAGAGUUAUGGCCUGUGAUGAUGAUAAAUUAAGUAAGAUCAAAGAUGACCAAAGGAAAGUUAAGAGUAAAGAAGGAGAUCAUAUGGUCUUUGGACAGACUUCUAGUGUAUCCUCUUUGGCCGACGGAGAUGGAGGAUCCAUAUCUUCUUCUGACGAAGAGGAUUUAGAAAGACGAGCGAGAGCACAAGAUGAAGCGCAAGGAGAGGGCACGACCAAAGGGAAAUUGGAUAAGGGCGUGGAAGCUUUGGAGAACCCCAAGGAUACGUUGAAAGAGGCUGUGGAUGAUGUUAAAGACAAAAGUGGGAGAACGGGGAAGAAGGAAAGGGAAAAAGCUGAAGAGAGAGAUGAUCAAGCUUGA